Anoplophora glabripennis (Asian longhorned beetle) is the source of this 1192-nucleotide messenger RNA. RefSeq names its product CD63 antigen-like. Gene Ontology annotation, cellular component: membrane. Bases 118 to 1188 code for a protein of 356 amino acids. Lineage: Eukaryota; Metazoa; Arthropoda; Insecta; Coleoptera; Cerambycidae. The record is from RefSeq and is a predicted model, not a curated record. The transcript is spliced from 5 exons.
UAACCUUUGUUGGUGAUACACCUUUUAUCACAGUUCUCUUCGAGUAACAAGCAAUAUUUUUGUUUAAGUUAUUAAUUAGUACCUAGUUUAAAAAAUAAUCCCGAAUUUUAAAUCAAGAUGGUUAACAUGUUUAGUAACAGAGUUAUAAAACAUAUUAUGUUUGGAUUUAACUUUAUUUUUGUGAUAACAGGAAUCAUCAUAUUGGCUGUGGGAGCAUCAGUAAAAGCAUACUACUAUCCCUACGAGACAUUUUUAGACGAUAGAUACUUUUCACUACCAAAUAUGUUGAUUGCUACAGGCUCAUUAAUCUUUUUUAUUUCUUUCUUGGGAUGCUACGGUGCGAUGAGGGAAAAUUGGGUGAUAUUAAUGAUUUUUUCAGUCCUGCUGUCUGUAAUAUUUAUAUUUGAAUUAUCCGUGGGUAUAGCUGGUUACGUGUUAAGAGAUAAAACGUCUUACUACAUAGAGAAUACACUAUCUGGAAGCAUGGUUACUUAUAAGACUCAGCACGCAAUCAGCAGUAUGUGGGAUGUAAUUCAAGAACGGUUCCAGUGUUGUGGAGUGAAUGACUACAGUGACUGGCGGAUACCUCUCGGUAGUAACUUGUUGCCAGUAUCCUGCUGCCCCCGUAGUAGCGGUACAGUAGGAGCUUUUUACUGUAACUCAGAUACACAAAAUACUACUACGACUACGGAACCGGUAGUAUCAACUGAAUCAACAAUAGCAAUGUCAUCAACGGUAGAAACAACUGUUAGUGAAACACCGGAGAUAUUGAUAUCUGAUACAACAAGCUCUGAAACAGUGACACCUGUUGCAACGAUAUCUGAAACAACAACGGUUGAGUUAACAACAAUACCGAAUGAGACUACAACGGUGAAUGAGUCAACAACACUGAAUGAGUCAACAACGGUGGAUGAAUCGACAACGGUGGAUGAGUCAACAACAUCGGUCAACGUAACAGAUACUACUCAGAAUGUUCCAGAAAUAGUUAACGUAGCUAAUACAUCUUAUCCUGAUUCUUCGUCUGCACCAUAUACAUCGGGAUGCCUUUCAUUAUUUGGAAAUUUUGUGAAACGGCACGCUAUAGAUAUUGGGGCUGUUGGUAUAUCAUUAGCUGUUAUUCAGCUUCUGGGAAUUUGCUUGUCCUUCUACUUGUCCCGGCAGCUCAAGAAUGGUUAUUAUAGUACAUAACAGU